Molecule: messenger RNA, 1074 nt
Organism: Orussus abietinus
Lineage: Eukaryota; Metazoa; Arthropoda; Insecta; Hymenoptera; Orussidae
Product: protein NPC2 homolog
Exons: 4
Coding region: 496-951 (151 amino acids)
Biological process (GO): intracellular cholesterol transport
Molecular function (GO): sterol binding
Source: RefSeq, a predicted model, not a curated record
UGUCACGAUCGACUUCACUAUUUUCAGCAGGUGAAACGACUCGAAAGGCUUGACGAGAUCCUGAUUACGGCACGUUCGGCUCGAUAAGACAUCUCCCGGCCGGUGGCUAAUCCGAUUAUCGGAGAUAUCUGAAAUGAAUUUUCGGUUUAUCUCAUCAAGGUGGCGCGAGCUCGUCGCUAAAUUCCACCGCACCUGCGAUUAGCGAGCCGUUUCCAUCCAUGGGCAACACAUUGGAUACCAGGAGGAAAUAAUGAAUGCGUUAUCUAAAUACAUUUACCGGUCCCCCCGGGGUGACACCCGUGACAUUUGAUGCCUUAAGGUAUCUCUCUUGCGGGAAAUCUUGUCUUAUCAUAAUGAGCAUUCGGUUGUAUACUCGUUCGCAGACAAUGGCGCAACGUAUAUAACGGCUGAUUCACGCUCCAGUUUCGAUAUUUGUUUCGUUCAAAGAAUGCGCAGGAAUUGCUUUAAUUCGUAGUUGGACGUCGCGCGGACAACAUGCUCCGAAUCGUUAUCGUCGCGGUCCUUUGCUGCGCUUCCGUGCAGAUCACGGCUUUCGAAUUCGCCGAUUGCGGCUCCAAGCUCGGCCGAUUCACAGAAGUGUCGGUUUCGGGUUGCGAGACCAGCCAGUCGGUAUGCGUUCUAAAACGUGGCACGAACGCAACUAUUGAAAUUCAAUUUAUUGUUGACCAAGACAUCAAGGAUGUCCGCGCGGUAGUCUUUGGAGUUAUCCUAGAUGUUCCCGUGCCGUUCCCGAUACCGAAUUCGGAUGCCUGCUCGGAUACUAAUUCUGGUCUCACAUGUCCCCUGGCAAAAGGUGGAGAGUAUCGUUAUAAAACUUCGCUGCCAGUGUCGAAGAAAUAUCCGACGGUGCGAGUGAACAUCAAAUGGGAACUUCUCAAUGAAGCCAAUGAAAAGAUCGUGUGUGUCUUGUUUCCUGCAGCACUUCGGUAAAAAACACAAAUCGACUUAUCUGUAUGGGUGUAUGUUUAAAUGUAUCUUACAUACAAAUAUAAAACUGUAAAGAUCGAUGAGAGUUCGAUAAAGAAUAAAACGGUUAAACAUUUUUCCACUGUU